AUGACUCGGAUACCAUGUCGCUCAACGGCGGCCAGGGGGAUUAUGCGCCCGCGUCAAACCUUUCCCAAGGCCGCCGUGCGCAAGCACAAGAUUAUUUUGGAAAGCAUCACGCAAGAGAAGAAGAAACUCCGCAUUGCCAUUUCUUUUGAGACCAAACCGCCUCCAGGAUACACGUUUAUUCCAGCAGGAAAUCCGGAGUUCACUAACGGAUGCAAGGAGCUGUGCCGGAAGGAUGGAUACAAAGUUUACACCGUGUCGACAACCCCCCAUCAACGAGUGCACGAUCUUUCUCAGCAUGUCCACAGGAUUGGUUAUCAUUUCCCUAGUGUUGUGGUGGCUUCAAUAUGCAUGGAGCGGGGUUUUUUCCUUUCAUCCAGUGGGAGAGUGGUAGCGUAUCAGAACCAGCGCCCUGACCAGAUCCAAGGUAACAAAAGUGCAAGCUCGGAGCAGUCACAGGAAACCAUCAACGCAGAGGCGAGGGACGCAAUCAAAGAUUUGUUCCCUAACAUCCCAACCAAAGACCUGAAUCAGAUUGUAAAGACGGCUUUCAAAAAGGUACGCCAGCCAUCACGCUUGCAUUCGCUGCUAACUGUUAUGUCUAGGGAAAACGUAGGGUUGGGACAGCAACCGAGCUUCCAUUAG
Trichophyton rubrum CBS 118892 is the source of this 642-nucleotide messenger RNA. RefSeq lists its product as uncharacterized. The transcript has 3 exons. Lineage: Eukaryota; Fungi; Ascomycota; Eurotiomycetes; Onygenales; Arthrodermataceae. The coding region runs from base 1 to 642 and encodes 213 amino acids. The record is from RefSeq and is a predicted model, not a curated record.